ACGACAAUAACAAAAUGGCAGAAGGAAAGGAAUAAAGUUUCCAUUGCUUGUAAAAUAUUUUUAUUAACAAACUCAGUAGUAUUGUGCCAAAAUCAUGAAGGAAAUAAAUAUAAACAUCGAAGGAUAUAAUGUAAACGGCAUUUGUGUCGGAUGCCUCAACUACAAUCGCAAAAUGUUUUACCGCGACGAAGUUAAAGAAUUUUAUAAAAUAUGGGCCAAAAUAGAUGUUCCAGAUGGCUUAACAAUCCAAGUGUGUUGGGAAUGUCUUGCAUCAGUCACAUCAGCAGUUCGAUUCCGAAAACAAAUUCUGAAAGCAUAUAAUGUGCUUAUGGAGUAUUCAAAUAAGCAAAUAUUUUUAAAUUCUCCGAAUGAUUUUAAAAAUCAUGCUAUGAGUCGACUUACUUCAUCAAACUUGAUGUAUAACACAGUUAUAUUACAUCAGAUAAAAGAAGAAGAUAGCAUUAAUAUAGAUAUUAUUAAAGAAGAAGAUACAGAUAAAUAUGAAGAGAAUUUGGAUUCACAAUUGAAACAAAUAGAAAGUCCAAAAAUAGAAGAAAUAACAGACAGUUAUUUUGAUAAUUUCCUAGAAGAAUCACAAAAUCAAUCCUCCGAUGAUGAUAUUCAAUUGUCUAAGUUAAAAACUAAAAAGAAAAAAAGAAAGAACAAAGGGGAUAAAAGUAAAAGGAAAGAUGAUAAAUUACCAGUUACUUUUGUAUCUGAGAUUGAUAAUAAAUUAGAUGAAACAGUGAAACGUUCUAGAAAAUUAAAGAAUUUACCAGAAGAUUUUGUAGAACUUUAUACGAUGAGUGAAGAAGAAAUGUGGCAAGUCCGAGCUAAAGAUGUGGCAAGAGAUGAAUUUGUAGCACUCAAAUAUAAAUGCGAUGAUUGUUUAACAAGUUUUAAUACGGAGAAACUUAUGAAUUAUCAUUUAAAUGGGAAACAUGUUCUGAAAAGCGCGGCAGACGUACAAUGUGACGUUUGUAAAGCUUUCUUCAUAACACGUGACAAUAUGUCAUGUCACCGCUCGUUGCAUCUGACAGCGUAUAAAUGUCGUAUCUGCGGUGAUGUCACGACAAGAAAACGUUGCAUACUAAAACAUGUGAGAACAGAACAUGGAGCACCAGGGACAGCUUGUGUUACUUGCGGAAAGACUUUCUCUUCAGAAUCGAAAUUGAGUUAUCACAGAGGUGUGUGCCAUAAGGAAAGUCCUCAGUGUGAUUGUUGUGGGAAAGUCUUUGCCAGCAAAUUGACACUUAAAUAUCAUUUAAAAAUACUAACACCAAAGCAACCUGAGGAAAAAGUACAUUUGCCGUGUAAAGGAUGUGACAAAGUUUUUUAUUCUAAAAAAAGUUAUAGAGCUCACGUUGUUAUCCACAACGGUGAGACAUACCCGUGUCCUAUCUGCGGCAAACAGUUCCAAUGGAAGCGUAACCUCGCGCGGCACACGCGUAAUCACCGCGAGAGAGACGCGGGUGCGACGCACGAAUGCCGGGAAUGUGGGAAGACGUUUUCUAGUAGGGAUUGCUAUAAUAAUCAUAUGAGAUUAAGUAAACGACAUGUCCCUGAAGACGCGUACAUCCACUCGUGUAACUAUUGUGGUAAAAAGUUCGCGUCAAAAUGGUGUAUGGUGGAUCAUAUUGAUUGGGAUCAUCUCAAAGUUAUAAAAUAUCAAUGCAGUGUUUGCUUAAAGGCGUUUAAAACAGCAAAAAUAAUGGUCGCCCAUAUGAACAAUAUACAUGAAGGUAAAAAGAACAAAGAACCUGAAUCUGAACAUUUGUGUGAAAUAUGUGGGAAAUCUUAUAAGUCCGUAAAACGUCUAAAAGGUCACGUAUGGGCAAUGCAUACAAAUCGUUCAUCAACAAAGACAUUCAAAUGUAAAUUAUGUCCAGCAACAUUCACCUGGCAGACAUCUAUAUAUAAACAUAUGAAGAUGAUGCAUGACUCCAGUAAGAGGAAUAAGCAAACCAGAAUAGCAACUGUUAAGAAGCAAGAUCUUUACCCGGAAGUAGAGUUGUCAAAUAGAAUGGAUUAUUUUCAGCAGAAUUUAGUAAAUAAUAUACAGAAUAUGGUACAACCCACACCUUUACAUAUUGUACAAAAUAUUGUCUAAGAAAAGAUUUUGGUAUAGUAAGAAAUUACAAGACUUUUUUUUUUAUUUUCUACCCUCAUUUUUAUCACAUUGAGUUUGUGUGUCAGUGGCUUAGGGGUUAAACACUUGACUUGUCUGAAGAUACUGUAUUCAAAUCCUGCUAUACAAUUGUGUUUUACAUU
This is a messenger RNA of Papilio xuthus (Asian swallowtail), 2271 nucleotides long. RefSeq names its product zinc finger protein 2. The transcript is spliced from 13 exons. Lineage: Eukaryota; Metazoa; Arthropoda; Insecta; Lepidoptera; Papilionidae. The record is from RefSeq and is a predicted model, not a curated record. The coding region runs from base 95 to 2110 and encodes 671 amino acids.